Molecule: messenger RNA, 297 nt
Organism: Penicillium odoratum
Lineage: Eukaryota; Fungi; Ascomycota; Eurotiomycetes; Eurotiales; Aspergillaceae
Exons: 2
Coding region: 1-297 (98 amino acids)
Source: RefSeq, a predicted model, not a curated record
AUGACUAGACAGAAUUCGACAACAGUUGCACCCGAGCUCUUUAUUACAAACAUUGAAGAUUUCGAACGAAAGCUCGACCAUGGCCUCCCCGUCGACAUGGGCAACCACAAGAUCAAUCCAAGUCUCACUCUUGUCCCAUGGCCAUGCCAACGGGCCAAUCGUACAACAGCAACAAGAAGCACGUUAUCAGAAAACUAUACAUCACGAUAUUCGACACUUGCCGAAUCCACCACGCCAUCUCCGAGCCAAAGCAACCGGCCUAUCAAGGCGACUCCAGAAAGAGUUCAUCCCACAUAA